This is a messenger RNA of Dothidotthia symphoricarpi CBS 119687, 1659 nucleotides long. RefSeq lists its product as uncharacterized. The transcript has 3 exons. Lineage: Eukaryota; Fungi; Ascomycota; Dothideomycetes; Pleosporales; Dothidotthiaceae. Bases 1 to 1416 code for a protein of 471 amino acids. The record is from RefSeq and is a predicted model, not a curated record.
AUGUCGAUCCCACAGUCCACCAGAUCAGGAUCUCCACAUUGGCCAAUUCACCCUUGUUGGUUCACAGUUUUCUUCUCACCCACAACUUCCACCAUUCGCCCAGCACACCAAGCUCGCGCCUCUUCUGUGCUUCCCUCAUUUCAGUCCUCUGCGAUACGCCUAUAUCACGCGCAACGCCAUUUCUUUGCCAGUCAUAUCUCAAUGCUUACUACCACAACCACAGGCGUUGAAACUUCUUGUUGGGUAGUGCGAGGUUUUACCACCCUCGGAAAAGUGAUCAUGGCUCCACCUCAAUCUCGAAUCUAUCUGCUCGGCCGCAACAAAAAAGACAAUAAAGCGGCCAGGAAGGAAGAAGGAGCAAAGGGGAAGAAAACAAGUGCGACGGUAAACCACGCAAGCAACUUGAAGAAAGCUUCAGGAUCCAGGCAUUAUGAGGCCUACUACGAGGACGUCGAAGACGAAGACAACACCACUCAAGAAACGCCGUUGUUCUCCAGGAAGCGCGUCCCAUCUGUGGAAGAAAUCUGUAACUCGGUGAGGAGUGCGCUCCAUGCCGAGAUUGUAGCUGCGGAUGAGAACGACAGCCUAUCAAGCGGCGACGACACCGAGUCAAGUGGAAAUCAAAGCGAGCCAGACAGCUACACUAACGAGUCUCCGAGUGCGUCUCUCUUGAUACAGGCACCGCUCUACGUACCAAAACGCGACCGACUCGAAGCAGUGCCGCAUACCCACCGACGGGCAAAUGCAGCCCCUCGGAGCCAUUCAGAUUCCGACGACUCGUUCCUGCAGAGGAUUGUUACUCUCUUCGCUGGACGCAAGGUUUCUACAAAAGCAGCGAGCAUCAAGAAGUGCAACAUCCCUUCCCCGAUCGCUCAGUCUCCCGCUCCUGAACAAAAUGAGCAAACCCCAUAUGCUACACCUGAGCAAACACGCACACCUCCUCCCAUACCAAGACUCACCCACUCUCAAGCUAUCCCCGCCGUCUGCUCCCCCGAAGUCGAGCACCUCUCUCUGUAUCCAGACUACACCGAGAUCCUGCCAGCGCCAGAACACCCAACCACAGGCUACGCCGUAAUAACGGACGACAUCUUCAUCCCUACAGUUGUCCAGCGCGGUUUCAAAGUCCCCAAGACUUCGCCGCUCGAGCCUCGACGCAAGAACUCGGCAGCCGAUCUGCUGGAUCGGGAUGGCGACGUGUGGGCGCAGUGGUCCUCGAAGAGCUCCAGCCCCGAGACGAUGCCAUUCGCAAGAAUGCAGUCAAGUGGCAGGUGGCCGGACAGCCGGAGUACGUCGACUAGUGAGGCGAGUCGAGUUGAUGACGAAGAGCAGGCGAGAAGAUAUAACGAGAAUGCAAAUCACGAUUUCGACGCGGAUAUUGGGUACAACUAUCCCUUUGCUCAGGGUCGGUGCUGGUAGGGGGGGACGCAACCCGAUGGACGUCAUUUCUUCGUUGCUUGGAAUUCUUUGCUGUACUGCCAUCUCAAAGGGCCCACGUAUCAUCGCCCAACAAAACUGUUGAGUUGUACGCCGAGAAUGCAAGGACCCAGUCCCAACAAGGGGAUGUAUUUGUAGACAGUGUUGUGCGCUGGGGCGUGUGUAGCACUAGAAGGCGUUUUAUACCCAUUUGAUCUUAUUUUUGAUUUUACAUUGCAUUGUCAG